Malus domestica (apple) is the source of this 1661-nucleotide messenger RNA. RefSeq names its product glycine-rich protein DOT1-like. The record is from RefSeq and is a predicted model, not a curated record. NCBI's taxonomy places the organism in Eukaryota, Viridiplantae, Streptophyta, Magnoliopsida, Rosales, Rosaceae. Gene Ontology annotation, molecular function: RNA binding.
UGCUUCUCAUUUUCACUCUCACUCUCCCUUCUCUCUCUUUUCUGACUGUCUCGCUCCUCCUCUAGGGUUUUAGGGUUUUCUGAUUCUUCCAAAUCCGAAAAAUCCGAAACGCCAUGGAAAAGUUUCAGAAGGUCGAGAAGCCGAGGCCCGAAGUGCCCAUCAACGAGAACGAGAUCCGAAUCACCACCCAAGGCUCUAUCAGAAACUACAUCAGCUAUGCCACCACUCUGCUUCAGGAUAAGCGUGGAAAAGAAAUUGUCUUGAAGGCAAUGGGACAGGCAAUUAACAAGACAGUUGCAAUUGCUGAAAUUAUAAAGAAGAGAAUUUCCUGGUUGCAUCAGGAUACCGCCAUCAGCUCUGUAAGCAUAACUGAUGUGUUUGAACCGAUGGAAGAAGGUCUUCUCCCUGUGGAAACGACUCGUCAUGUCUCAAUGAUUUCAAUCACAUUAUCAACAAAGGAGCUAAACACAAACUCUCCCGGGUAUCAAGCCCCAUAUGCUGCGGAUCAAUCAAAGCCACAGCCGAAUUACCAACAGCAGCAGCAACCAAAGCAAGCACGUGUUCCUUACAAUGCUGUUAAUGAAGGUGAUGAUUCGUAUGGCCGGGGACGGGGACGGGGACGUGGUAGAGGAAGAGGCCGGAAUUGGGGCAGGGGAGGAGGGUAUGACAAUUAUCAAGGUGGAUAUGGAAACCCUCAAGGUGGAUAUGGGAACUAUCAAGGUGGAAACCCUCAAGGUGGAUAUGGGAACUAUCAAGGUGGCUAUAGAAACUAUCAAGAUAAUGAUGGAUAUUCAAAUCGGGGACAAGGUGGUGGACGUGGUAGAGGUUGGGGUUACCGUGGUGCUGGUUAUGAAAGGAAUGGUGGUGGCUAUGAAAGGGGUGCUGGUGGGGGGUAUGAAAGAGGUGGUGCUGGUGGAGGUUACGAAAGAGGUGGUGCUGGUGGAGGUUACGAAAGAGGUGGUGCUGGUGGUGGUUACGAAAGAGGUGGUGCUGGUGGGGGUUACGAAAGGGGUGGUGAAAGAGGUGGUGCUGGUGGGGGUUAUGAGAAAGACGGUGCUGGUGGAGGUUAUGAGAGAGGUGGUGCUGGCGGGUAUGAGAGAGGUGGUGCUCGCAGGUAUGAGAGAGGUGGUGCUCGCAGGUAUGAGAGAGGCGGUGCUGGUGGAUACGAGAGAGGUGCUGGUGGAUACGAGAGAGGUGCUGGUGGUGGAUACGAGAGAGGUGCUGGUGGAUAUGAACGAGGUGGCAGAGGUGGAGGGGGCAGAGGGUACAACCAGGGAAAAGGACGGACAGGUGGGCGCACAAGGGGUGGUGGAACUGGAAACCAAGCAUAAUUUAAAGUAGGUGAUAUUUUUUGCUUCAGCUACAAUGCAUGUGCCCUUUUGCCCGUGAGGGUGCGUUUUUAUCAGAAUACUGUUUCAAUGGCGUGAAAUGUGGCCCUUCGAUAUUUGGCGUUGUUUAAACAGUGUCUAUGUUGAUGUUUUCCUCCUGCGUUGCGUUAUAUUUUUGUGGAUAUGGGCAGCCUUGUAUUGGGUUUUGCAUUUAGCGUUUAGCAUUUAGCAGCCAAGUGAAAAAAAGGGGUCGGUUUUAGUAUUGCUGUAAUUCUUUUGACAUUAUUGUAUCUAGUGCUUCCUUAAAAUAUAUCUUUAUUUCUUUUAAACCAA